GGCCCCGCCCUCAGCUGGAGGUCUGACUCGCGCCUGCCCAGUCUGUUUGUCUCUGCUUUCUCCUUCACAGUGCCCCGAACAGCGCUGAGAAACUCUGCACACUCCGCCCCAUAAAUAAAGCCGCUCUCAGACAAGCCCACAUAUUGUGCACUGCUGCUGUGGAAACAGUGCCGGACUAUUUGCCAAAGUUUUCUAUUGUCCCUCCUUGCGCUUCCCUCGUCUGAAGAGACAUGGCAGAGAAAGAAGUGGCGGGUAAGGUGCAGCAGGACAAGACAGGAAAAGGCAAGCAGGCAGAGAACAAAGGCCACUGUGUGACAUGUCAGCACCACGCACCCAAGGGACAUGGCACAAUGGCUGUCCCUCCUGCAUACGCUGACUUGGGAAAAUCUGCCAAAGACAUCUUCAACAAGGGCUAUGGGUAUGGAAUCCUGAAGCUGGAUGUUAAGACCAAGUCCCAGAGUGGUGUUGAAUUUGCCACCUCUGGUUCCAACAACACAGAUACAGGGAAGUCGGGCGGCCACCUGGAGACCAAGUACAAAAUGAAUGAGCUGGGCCUCAGCUUCAACCAGAAAUGGAACACGGACAACACUCUCACCACAGAAAUCACCAUGGAGGACCAGCUGGCUAAGGGCUUGAAGCUCGGUCUGGACACAUCCUUUGUGCCCAACACUGGCAAGAAGAGUGCCAAACUGAAGACUGGCUACAAGCGUGACUACGUGAAUGUGGGAUGUGACCUGGACUUCGACAUGGCCGGUCCCACCGUCCACGCAGCUGCUGUGCUGGGCUACGAGGGCUGGCUGGCCGGCUACCAGUUGGCUUUUGACACUGCCAAAUCUAAACUGACCCAGAACAACUUUGCCCUUGGAUACAAGGCCGGCGACUUCCAGCUUCAUACCAGUGUCAAUGACGGCACAGAGUUUGGUGGCUCCAUUUACCAGAAGGUGAACAGCAACUUGGAGACAGCAGUCCACCUGGCCUGGACAGCUGGCAGCAACAACACACGCUUUGGAAUUGGAGCCAAAUACCAGCUGGAUAAGGAUGCCUUCCUGUCUACCAAAGUGAACAACGCCUGCCUUGUUGGAGUUGGAUACACACAAACCCUCAGGCCAGGAGUGAAGCUCACCCUCUCAGCUCUGGUUGACGGGAAGAACGUGAACGGCGGUGGACACAAAGUCGGCAUGGGUUUCGAGCUGGAGGCAUAAAAGAUUCAGCAGGAGGGCGGACAGGAAGAGAGAGAGAGAGAGGAAAGCAACACAGGAGAAGAAUAAAAAGCCCAAAUGUGACGACACCACAAAGGUCCAGUCAGAGGCAUAUAAACACACCUUCCCCACACACUGAGUCCUACACACUUAUGCACACAAAUACACACAUUCUUUGGCCUUAACCCUUAAAUCCCAAGCAGCCUCCAAGACCUCCAGUACUGUAAUUUUUAAAGAAAUCAAGCAUUAUUUUGUGUUGGUUAUUUUUAAAUUUUACAUUAUUUACAGGUCCCACAACCAACUUUUGAGCAUGUGUUAUAUAAAUCAUGCAAAACCCCUGUUCUCUAAAUAAUGUGCUACUCAAGACCAGUUUGACCAGACAAAGUGCACUUUUAACAGAGCAUUUGUCUAAAAGACGUAUCUGUAUUCUUUCUGAAAUGAAAUACAAAGCACCUUCUUAUUUUGACUGUGUGGUCAGGUAAUUUUUGUUCAGUUAUGAUCUGGGUUUUAGACAGUAUUAAGAUUAUUAGAGGACUCUUGUUUUGGUAUAUUGUGGUUUUGUUGCAUGCUUUUAAGGCUAGAGGGACGUUUUUUUGACUUCAUUGUCAUAUUGACCAGUACAGUGACUGUAAACAGAUGCAAUAAAAGCUGGAGAGAAUUAAGCAGAAAAGACAAAGAGCAGCUGAUCUUUCUCAGACUGAGUGGACCGACUUUGAUUCCACCACUUGACCUCAGUAACACAGUGAUAAACUGUGAACCUUCAGUUGCCUAAAUGUCUAUUUUUCAGGUCCUGUUUGGUAAAAAAAAAAAAAAAAAAAAAGGGCCGAUGGCAAUUUGGAGCUCUGUGUCACCUCUUUGUCUUGUCUCGUUUUGUGUCCUGUACCUGUUCAACCUUUCCCACUACAUUUCACUUUAUCUGUGCUGUGCUUUGUAUAGGAAAGUUAGUCGACAGUUAGGACCUCAAACUAAUUUUAUUGAAUUAAUGGAAUAAAGAAUGUAAAACUUUA
Lates calcarifer (barramundi perch) is the source of this 2206-nucleotide messenger RNA. RefSeq names its product voltage-dependent anion channel 3 (gene vdac3). Lineage: Eukaryota; Metazoa; Chordata; Actinopteri; Centropomidae. Bases 231 to 1202 code for a protein of 323 amino acids. The record is from RefSeq and is a predicted model, not a curated record. Gene Ontology annotation, cellular component: mitochondrial outer membrane. Gene Ontology annotation, molecular function: voltage-gated monoatomic anion channel activity. Gene Ontology annotation, biological process: monoatomic anion transmembrane transport. The transcript is spliced from 10 exons.